GAACCACAGGUUACUCAUGGAAACAAAGGGGAGUGCUGAAAAUGUCCAGCUCGAUUAAAAAAGUGAGACAAGGAGAAAAACUGCCCCUGAAAUCCACAGGAAUCCAGAGCAAGGCAUCUCAUGAUCUCAGGAGGCUUCAGUCCCUGCUUGCCAAAACUGGCCCCAGACAUGAGGCGGCAGCGCUGAGUCACAGUAAAGCACGCAGCAGUGGAGCCAGCAGAUCACAAGGUCUGCAUCUUCAAAAAGACACCAACAGACACAGGAGUGAGAGCGACAACAACAGUGAAGCCUCUGAACUGGAAAAAUUCAGCAUAACAUACAGAGACCAAAGAUGCUUCAGUGGCCACCCGCUGCAUAAACUCUUCUCUGACAUCCUUGUGUCUUUGGUCAAGAAUCGACUCUGCAGCGAAUGGAUUGACCAUGCAGCACCUGAGUCAGUUCAUAGGGUUCUCAUCUGCCUACGAUUAUUGAUCAGAGAUCCUCACCAUCAGAGAAUCCUCCAUGAGCUCCAGGGCAUCAAUUUACUCGCCAGGUACAUGGAGUCUGUCGCCGCCACGCACAUGUCUUGUGGUGAACAGGCAUUUUCUGUGCAGAAACUGGUCACAAUGACCUACAUGUUUCAGAAGCUGUCUGCCAUUGAAAAUCAAAGGGCCUGGGUCAUUGAGAGCAGUGCUCACAAGACCCUGGUGAAGCUCCUUUCCACAACAGAUAGCAGCGUGCUGCUGGGAGCCCUGCUGGCACUCACCACUUUGGCUGAGAGCCCACAGUGCAAGGAGGAGAUUGGGAAGCUACCGAUAGUGGAGAACCUACUUGUGAUACUGCAGGAAUAUGACCUGCUGUCAAAGAGGAUAAGUGCUGAGCUGCUGAGGCUCCUGUCCCCAGUGCAGCAGGUCAGGGACCAGGUGAGGGAGCUGGAGGGGCUGCCCGUGCUGCUGAGCCUACUGCAUGGUCAGCACUUGAAGCUGCUGUGGAGCCUAGCCUGGGUCCUGGUCCAGCUCUGUGAGGAUCCCGACACCAGGACAGAGAUCCGGAGCUGGGGAGGAGUGCAGCAGCUGCUUUGGCUGCUCAACAGUGACAGGCAGUAUGUCUGUGAUCGCUCCUCAAUCGAGACGCUCUCCAGCGCCAAUGCAGCCGGUCGCAUCCAGAGAGAGCAUGUCAGAGAGGAGCUCAGCCCACAGGAGGCGGUGGACAACACCACGGCCCUGCAGUCAGCCUGCUGUACAGCUUUGACUGAGCUCAGUCUGGAUGAUACAGCUGCUCACCACAUUGUGCAGGAAAAUGGGGUGUACAUUAUAGCAAAGUUGAUUUUACCACAAAAUUCUGGAGCAAAGGUCACAUCUUUACAGUGCUACGCAUUUCGAACCCUCCGAUUUCUCUUUAGUGUGGAAAGAAACAGGCAUCUGUUCAAGAGACUCUUUCCCACAGACCUCUUUGAGUUGUUUAUUGAUGUUGGCCAUUAUGUACGGGACCUCGCAGCCUAUGAGGGACUGCAAACCAAAGUUUCACUCUACACUGAAGAGGAACUAGACAGUCUGAGGGAGAGCAUUGAGGCUGUGGACCAGAACCGACCUCCCCUUAAAGUCAUCAAUGGUUACUCUGUGCUGGACCAUCUGGGCACUGGUGCAUUUGGAAGCGUCUUCAAGGUUCGAAAGCAGAGUGUCCAGAACCUCCUGGCUCUGAAGGAAGUGAACCUGCACAACCCGGCCUUUGGCAAAGACAAGAGGUCCAGAGACAGUAACGUGGAGAAAAUCAUCUCUGAGCUGACAAUCAUCAAAGAACAGAUGACACACCCAAACAUUGUUAAAUAUUACAAGACAUUUUUGGAAGGAGACAGACUAUAUGUUGUGAUGGAACUGAUUGAGGGAGUACCGCUGGCUGAACAUUUUAAUUCUCUGAAGGAGAAGCAGCAGCACUUCACUGAAGACAGAAUUUGGAAUAUUUUCAUACAGAUGUGCCUGGCACUGAGGUACCUGCACAAAGAGAAGAGAAUAGUCCACCGCGACCUCACCCCAAACAACAUCAUGCUGGGGGAGAAGGACAAAGUCACCAUCACUGACUUCGGCCUGGCUAAGCAGAAGCAGGAGAACAGCAAGCUGACGUCGGUGGUCGGCACCAUCCUUUACUCCUGUCCAGAGGUGGUGAAAAAUGAGCCAUAUGGAGAGAAGGCUGACAUCUGGGCUUUAGGCUGUAUCCUCUACCAGAUGGCAACUUUACAGCCUCCAUUCUACAGCAGUAACAUGCUGUCACUGGCCAGCAAGAUCGUCGAGGCCGCCUAUGAGCCAAUUGGAGAAGGCGCUUUUUCAGAGAGAGUGACGGACAUGAUCAGAUGGUGUCUGAGUCCAGAUGCAGACCAGCGGCCAGACAUUGUGGCCGUCAGCUCCAGGAUCUCCGACCUUAUGAUGAGGCUGAUGGAUGGCCUCUACACUUCCCAGAGUGCACUGGAAAGAAGAGCAGAGAGAGACAGGAAGCGAGCGCAGAAGUACUUUCUGGAGAGGCAUGGAAGCCAGGACGAACUACUGCCUCUCAAACCUGUCGCAGGCAAUUUAGAUUUCGAAAAUAUGAAAAAUAUGCAAAAGCUACAUGCUUCAGCUGUUUAUGUUAAUUGUGAAAAAGCGUUAAUGAAAACUGAAUAUCCAACACCACAUGAGCAAAUAAUCUGUCAAGAUGAUGCCUCAGAUGAUGAUAUUGAUAUCAAAAACGACACCACUGCCUCUGAAGGACAACACUACGGACUGAAGUCCAGUGCCUGUGUUACACCUGACCAAAUCCUAUUUAGUGGGGAUUUUGCCGCAGCAAAGAUGAAACCAAGACCAGUGUCAGCAGGGAUCUGUGUCUCCCAGAAGAAACUUCGACAGAUUGAUGAUCCAAGCCAGAGGCUCCUGGUGCAGCUGCACAAAAUCAUCUACAUCUCUCAACUUCCACCAGCUCCGCACCACAACAUCAAACGACGGGUCAUUGAAAGGUUUAAAAAAUCUCUGUUCCACUAUGGAAGCGAUCCAUACAACCUAAAAGUGGAGCUCAGCAAGCUCCUCCAGGCCUCUCCAGAGCUGAUGGAAUUAGGCUCAGCCAGUUCAGACUGGUGGCCUCUGGUCCAUCACUUCAGAGGAGACCCCCUCACUGCUGAAAGCACAGGUGAUGGGAACCUCAAAGAUGGAGUUACCUAUCAGCAGAUGCAGGGGAUUAUAGAGGAGCUGCUGGAGGAGAACAGCUACUAUGAAUCAACAAACAGCAGGGUUGCAGAGAAAAGAAGUGACCAUCGUCCAUAUUCAUCCUCAUAAGUCACAGAAGCAGCUGUUCAAGUUCAAAAUUCACAGCCUGUGAGCCUUUGACCCAUUACAAGCUUCUCAUAUCAAAGUGAACUGGCCUCCAAACUGAAUGACACAAACACACUCACACAGAAAAACAACUGACUGCUAAACUUUUUAUCUCUGGGGUUCAGCCGCUCUGCUCAUAUGAAACUAUGUUUUGUUUUUUCAGGUUUGUCUGAGUUUAGCGCUUUAAAUUCUCAGGACCAGACUCAGCGGUUUGACUGUUUUAACUCCUCGUCGUGUGUGUUUCAAGUGGCUGCGAGCCAGUUUCCUCAUUCACGCCACUUUCAAAGAGCUGAUAAAAAACCAAACAUUCACAUGAAUUCAGCAUUCAUUUUCAAACAUGUCACAAUACUUGACUGCAGCUUUGGCAGACAUGAAAACCAGGUGUACUCUGAAAUACUGUUAUACUUUUUAAUAGAAUCAAUUAAAUCUAAAAUAUAUUUUCAUGUAUGUAAUCCACUGUACAUUUUCAUUGUCAUUUUGGAGAGCUGAGGGCAGCUGAAAAUAAGCUUUUAUUGUGCACUUUGAUCCAAAAGGGAAUUGUCAGUAUAAUCUGUAUAAAGAAAAACAAACUAUUAUAAAAUGAUAUAUUAAAUAAAGACUUUUUAAUGCA
Lates calcarifer (barramundi perch) is the source of this 3924-nucleotide messenger RNA. It is a transcript of the gene nek10, whose product is annotated as NIMA-related kinase 10. NCBI's taxonomy places the organism in Eukaryota, Metazoa, Chordata, Actinopteri, Centropomidae. The record is from RefSeq and is a predicted model, not a curated record. Gene Ontology annotation, molecular function: protein kinase activity; ATP binding; protein binding. Gene Ontology annotation, biological process: protein phosphorylation.